GGCAGUACCAGUACAGACGCUAGGCAGUAUCAGUACAGAUGUCAGGCAGUACCAGUACAGACGCCAGGCAGUACCAGUACAGGAGCCAGGCAGUACCGAUACAGGCACCAAGCAGUAUCAGUACAGGUACCAAGCAGUAUCAGUACAGGUACCAAGCAGUACCAGUACAGGCACCAGGCAGUACCAAGACAGGCACCAGGCAGUACCACUACAGACACCAGGAAGUACCAGUACUGGAGCGAGGCAAUAUCAGUACAGGCGCCAGGCAGUACCAGUACAGGAGCCAGGCAAUAUCAGUACAGGCGCCAGGCAGUACCAGUACAGGUGCCAAGCAGUACC
Molecule: messenger RNA, 339 nt
Organism: Lottia gigantea (owl limpet)
Lineage: Eukaryota; Metazoa; Mollusca; Gastropoda; Lottiidae
Exons: 1
Source: RefSeq, a predicted model, not a curated record